Arabis nemorensis is the source of this 987-nucleotide messenger RNA. Lineage: Eukaryota; Viridiplantae; Streptophyta; Magnoliopsida; Brassicales; Brassicaceae. The record is from the annotation of a GenBank genome assembly.
AUGAAAUUUUCAAUCUCAGCACUGAAGCAGGUACAACCAAUCUUGAGCUUCAAGAACAAACUCUCCAAGGUCAACGUCAACUCUUUUCUCCGUCCACAAGAAAAAGUCGUCUUCGUGAUGGGUGCUACUGGAUCCGGUAAGUCCCGUCUAGCCAUCGACCUAGCAACUCGUUUUCGAGGAGAGAUCAUAAACUCCGACAAGAUCCAACUUUACAAGGGCCUCGAUGUCCUAACAAACAAGGUCACACCUCAAGAAUGCCAAGGCGUGCCUCAUCACUUGCUCGCAGUACUCGACACGGAAGCCGGAAACCUAACGGCUAACGAGUUCAGCCGCCUUGCGUCACAAGCAAUCUCAAAAGUCUCAGCAAACCACAAGCUUCCUAUAGUAGCCGGUGGAUCAAACUCAUACAUCGAAGCACUUGCGAAUCAUUCCUCGAGUUUCUUGUUAAACAACUACCAAUGCUGUUUCAUUUGGGUCGACGUUUCUUUACCCGUACUUAACUCCUUUGUCUCGAGACGUGUGGACCGCAUGAUGGAAGCAGGACUACUCCAAGAAGUGAGAGAAGUGUUCGACCCGAAAGCGGAUUACUCAGUCGGGAUAAGACGAGCUAUCGGAGUCCCCGAGCUUGACGAGUACUUACGUUGUGAAUCAUUAGUGGACAAAGAUACGCAAAAGAAGAUGCUUGACGUAGCGGUUAAAAACAUUAAAGAGAACACAGAGAAACUAGCUUGUAGACAGUUCAAAAAGAUUCAACGUCUAUACAAGAAGUGGAAGUUGUCUAUGCACCGUGUGGACGCCACUGAAGUGUUCUUGAAACGCACCGAAGAAGAAUCGGACCAGGCUUGGGAGAAUCUCGUAGCGAGACCGAGCGAGAGAAUCGUCGAUAAGUUUAUUAAUAACCAAACGGAAAAUGAGGAGGUUGGUCACUGUUUGACAACCAUUGGUGCGGCGUCUUACGGUGGAAGAAGGGCCCACCAUUUGAUAUGA